Molecule: messenger RNA, 1353 nt
Organism: Ciona intestinalis (vase tunicate)
Lineage: Eukaryota; Metazoa; Chordata; Ascidiacea; Phlebobranchia; Cionidae
Source: RefSeq, a predicted model, not a curated record
AUAAUUUUUGAAACUCAUGCUGUUGUUACCGCAGGUUGAAUUCAAAAUCGUGUGUGCCAAAUAAAGACUGGUUCUUUAUUAAUAGUAGAUGACAUAUUUGUAUUGAAUAAACAAAACAUUGCGUAAGAUGCCGUUCAGCAGUCUCUUUCGUAAAAAGAAAGACAAAGUGGUGGCAACCAAACCUCAACCACCACCAGCACCAGCUGUAACAGCUUCUCUUGAAGAUAAUGCUGUGAAACAAAAACUGGUUUUCAAUGCACAGCUUGCUCAAGGAAGCCCAACAGCAAGUAUUGAAGGUUUUUCAAACGUUAAAGAACUUUACAAGAAACUUUCUGAAGCUUUUAAUAUUCCUGUUUCAGAGAUAAUCUUCUGUACAUUGAACACUCACAAGUGUGAUAUGGAGAGAUUGCUUGGGGCACAAAUCGGUUUGGAUGAUUUCAUAUUUGUGCACACCAAAGGUGAAAAGAAAGUUUUAACCCUAACCAAGUCUGAAGCAGCUCUUGGGUUGACAAUUACCGAUAAUGGAGCUGGUUAUCCAUUUGUCAAACGAAUUCGGGCUGGUUCAGUUGUUGAGAAAUAUGAAACAGUUUGUGUUGGUGAUCAUAUUGAAUCAAUAGACAAUGUGUCUACUGUUGGAACAAGACAUUUCCAGGUAGCUAAACAACUCAAGGACAUUCCACUCAACACAACAUUUCUUCUCACACUGGUGGAACCUAAGAAAGGAUUUGACAUGAUUGCGCAACGUGGGGCAGGUAAGGCAGCUCCAAGCAGUAACAACCUUGGGACAGGCAAGUCAACUGUACGUCUACGGUCUAAAGGUCCUGCCACAUUGGAAGAAGCUCCUUCGGAAGAUGAUGGCAAAGCUGUUGCGAGGAUCGAAGAUUUAUUAGAAAGUUUCAUGGGAAUACGGGAUGCUGAUUUAUCAAGUACAAUAUGGGAAUGUGGGAAGAGCAAAAACAAUCCAGAUGAGUUUGUUUCUUCUUUGAAUGAUCAGCUUGGGGAAUUUGGAUUCCCGCAAGAAUUUAUCUUCGAUGUGUGGGGCGUGGUGCUGGAUAUGAGGUCGAAAAACACAUUUUAAUUUUUCGCAGUUGAGAACCAUUUUAACACUGCAAUUAUUAUCGUCAUAAAUCACAUUUUAUCAUUGGUGCAAUUUAUAAUUUUAUCAUCAAAUGUUGAAAAUUGUGAAGCAUUAAGUCACUGUGGCUGGUUGCAAUUUUAAUUCUAUCCAAUCAGCAAUUUAAAUGUUUUAUUAUUCAUUCCAUUGGAUGUUUUAUAAGUGCUCCGAUUUCUAUUCGAUUUUGUUGUGAAAAACCCUGUGUAGUUUCAUAUUAAAAGUUAUCGUAAAAUGACCUG